Messenger RNA from Numida meleagris (helmeted guineafowl), 6201 nucleotides. It is a transcript of the gene SRC, whose product is annotated as SRC proto-oncogene, non-receptor tyrosine kinase. The transcript is spliced from 13 exons. Gene Ontology annotation, cellular component: extrinsic component of cytoplasmic side of plasma membrane. NCBI's taxonomy places the organism in Eukaryota, Metazoa, Chordata, Aves, Galliformes, Numididae. The record is from RefSeq and is a predicted model, not a curated record. Gene Ontology annotation, biological process: cell differentiation; osteoclast development; epidermal growth factor receptor signaling pathway. Gene Ontology annotation, molecular function: ATP binding; growth factor receptor binding; non-membrane spanning protein tyrosine kinase activity. The coding region runs from base 2777 to 4378 and encodes 533 amino acids.
CCGGCCCCGCCUGCCCGCACUCCCCUUUGUUGUGAUCGGGGGCUGCGGGGGACCCCCGGGAGCGCGGGGCGGGGAGAGCCGGGCUGUAUGUAGGCCAGGGCAUGAAAUAUUCAUCGCCCCCCUGCUUUGAUGUCUCCUGCUCCGUUUCCCUCUCGAUGUUCUCUCGUCGGUGAUUCGGGGCUCGUGGCCGUGCUCGGCCGGGCGCUCGCUGUGCCUUCGCCUGGGGAAGGCUGCGAAGCCCCGCGCUGCCCGGGGCUGGGUUGUACCCGGCCGGGAGGCUCCCCCGGAGCAGCCUGGCUGCUGUGCGUGUACCCGCCGCGGGGAUGCAAUGUGGGAUUUGCCUGAGCCAAGCCGGGGCCUGGGUGGACUUUCCCCCCCGGGAGCAUGACCCCGUACGGUUUGCUCGGUCCCCGGCUCAGCUCCGCCGCAGCUGUGGUCUCCUCCUGCCCGUCCCGUCCCUCUGCUGCCCGGGAGGUCUGAGGGUACGGGAAGCAGCUCCCGUGGGUGACGUUCCCCCACUCGGUGGCGUUCGGAGCCCAUAGGGUACCCGGUGUGCUCGUGUCUGGGCACUGGGAACGGGACAGUCACCAAUCCAGCAGCGUGGGAUGCAAACCGAGCUGUGGGAAGGUGGCAACAAACAAAAGGCUCCGUUUGGUAUCUUUCCUCCUUCCGUGCUGGUGCUCCCCCCUGUCCGGAGGGGAUGUGAUGGGGACACGUGGGGGGAUGCCGGUGACCUCGCGCUUGGGAGCAGCGCGAUGCUGUUGUUUCCCCGCACGCUCCUGCAGGCUGAUCCCCUGCUGCCCCCGCUUGUUUGUGCCGCCUCGUGCCGGCUCGGGGGCUGGCCCAUGGACAAACCUCUGCUGCUCAGUGUCUGAGAUGGGGCUCCCUGGGGAGCGGCGUGCCGCCGUGAGGCAGCCUGUGUUCCCUCUGCAGAGACGGGCACCUCUGCUCAGCAGACUGAGGGCUGCCCCCAUUCCCAAGCUUUGGCCCAGGGCGGGGGCUUGUCCGAGCACCCUGUGCUCAGGAGCUUUCCCGAAAUGCAGCCCGGUGAUUUUGGAGCUGGGGUUGCUUAUGGGCUGGCACAGCAAAGGGAAGUGCGAUGUUCCCUGUUUAGAUUGUCAGUGGCCUUGUGGAGUUCUCUGUGUGGUGGAGAUGCCCCAGUGAUACUUCUGCUCUUGAACGGCUUUGUUCUGGAGUGACAGAAAAUCUCCCAGGUUGGUCUGUCCCAGCGCAGCGAGGGGAAGGGGCUGCGGUUUGCAGUGUCUGACGUGCGGAGGCUCUGCUGCGUGGAUGAGGAACAAACCGGUGGCACAGUGCAGACGUGGGCUCAGGGCUUGGCUCACAAUGGCAUGUUUUAAUGACCAGCGAGUAUGUGCCAUGUCUGGAUGGAGAAAGGGUUGCAGCAAGCUGGAGCACGCGGCCCAUGCGCCUAAGGGGAAGCACAGCCACGCAUCGCUCCUGCCCUGUGCUGCUCUGGGCAUGGCAGGGGAAGCACCAAGGGGUAUCUGCAGCGCUAUUGCUUCCUGUGCUAUCCGUUCUGCAGCAUGGUUUCUAACUUGGCCUUUUAUCUCUGGGAACCAUUUCCCAGCUGACCUCACUUCCUCAGAGCUUCUCAGCCCAGAGCCCUCUUGCAAGCGCGGCCGCGGGGCGGGCAGUGCGAGUCAGCUCCCUCGAGCUCGAUGCUGUGUGAUAGUCUGCUCUGCAGCCCGCCUGGCAGGAGGAAAAAGGAGACACCUGGUGUGGGCUGUGUAGAUGCUCCGUGCGCCCCUGCUCUGGUGCCAUGACCUUGGUGCGAGGGAAGUUGCACUGCUUUGCACAUGCCUCUGCACAUGCACGGGCUGAAAAGAAAGCCCUGAAACAGACUGCAUGUGGUUUGAACAUGGGCCAGGAACCAGAACCUGUAAAUCUGAGUCUUGCUCUGACUUCCCUCCAGGCUACGGAUCUCCUCACUGCCCUCCUGGGCGCGGAGCUGGGAGAGCUUGGGAUGCGCUGGGGGCUGCGGGGGGCAAAGCAGUGCCAGGGUCAUGGAGGAAAUGAGAGCAGUGGUGGGGAUACAGGGAAGAGAAGCCCUGGGGAAGGUGGGGUCUGGCUGGUGGCUUUGCUUCAGACCUUAUGGAGGGCUGCCCCCAGCCCAGGCUGGCUGCGCUGCAUGGAGACGCGGUGGAGGAGCUGGAAUAUCCGUGGUGUAACGUGAGGGGUCCUGUCUCGAGGUCUGGCUGCGUGGGUGAAGGGUUUGGAGGGGAAAAUGGGGAACUGCAGCACCCGGCGAUAACAGUCUCACCCCUCUGCCUUUCCCCGUCCCCAGAGCCCAGUGUCACUGGGCACAGCGGGCUCACAGCGCUGGGCUGCCCGCAGCCACACGCUGUCCUUGUGCACGGGGUCCCUGCUCCCACGCAGUGCCCGGGCCUGGCUGUGGUUUCCCCAUCCUGAAUGGAGCCGUGGUGCUGCAGCGCCUCGUGGCUCUGGAUGUUCCCAGGGCGGAACCGUGUGCUGGAGGACUUCUGCAAAAUGCAAAAAAAAAAGAACAGCAACAGCUUUCAGAGUCCCUCCCUGCUCGGCUGGGCCCUUUCCUUCCCCCAGUGGCAGCCGCUGGGAGAUAAGGGAGCGCAGCAGCCCCGGGGGAGCCGCACCACCAUCCCCUGUGGGGUGCUAGGUUGUGUCCUCAUGGAUGGGGAUGCUGAGCCGGUGUCUGUGGGAUGGGGAGCUGAGCUGACUCCUCUGGUGGCCCCACACACCGCCGUGGCCAGGCGGUAGCUGGGACGUGCAGCCCACCACCAUGGGGAGCAGCAAGAGCAAGCCCAAGGACCCCAGCCAGCGCCGGCGCAGCCUGGAGCCGCCCGACAGCGCCCACCAUGGGGGGUUCCCGGCCUCGCAGACCCCCAACAAGACAGCAGCCCCCGACACGCACCGCACCCCCAGCCGCUCCUUCGGGACCGUGGCCACCGAGCCCAAGCUCUUCGGGGGCUUCAACACCUCCGACACCGUCACGUCGCCGCAGCGUGCCGGGGCGCUGGCUGGUGGUGUCACCACCUUUGUGGCUCUCUACGACUACGAGUCCCGGACUGAAACAGACUUGUCCUUCAAGAAAGGAGAACGCCUGCAGAUUGUCAACAACACGGAAGGUGACUGGUGGCUGGCUCAUUCCCUCACUACAGGACAGACGGGCUACAUCCCCAGUAACUAUGUCGCGCCCUCAGACUCCAUCCAGGCUGAAGAGUGGUACUUCGGGAAGAUCACUCGUCGGGAGUCCGAGCGGCUGCUGCUCAACCCCGAAAACCCCCGGGGAACCUUCCUGGUCCGGGAGAGCGAGACGACGAAAGGUGCCUAUUGCCUCUCCGUCUCCGACUUCGACAACGCCAAGGGGCUCAAUGUGAAGCACUACAAGAUCCGCAAGCUGGACAGCGGCGGCUUCUACAUCACCUCGCGGACGCAGUUUGGCAGCCUGCAGCAGCUGGUGGCCUACUACUCCAAACAUGCUGAUGGCUUGUGCCACCGCCUGACCAACGUCUGCCCCACGUCCAAGCCCCAGACCCAAGGACUCGCCAAGGACGCAUGGGAAAUCCCCCGGGAAUCGCUGCGGCUGGAGGUGAAGCUGGGGCAGGGCUGCUUUGGAGAGGUCUGGAUGGGGACCUGGAACGGCACCACCAGAGUGGCCAUAAAGACUCUGAAGCCCGGCACCAUGUCCCCAGAGGCCUUCCUGCAGGAAGCCCAGGUGAUGAAGAAGCUCCGGCACGAGAAGCUGGUUCAGCUCUACGCAGUGGUGUCAGAGGAGCCCAUCUACAUCGUCACUGAGUACAUGAGCAAAGGGAGCCUCCUGGACUUCCUGAAGGGAGAGAUGGGCAAGUACCUGCGGCUGCCACAGCUCGUCGAUAUGGCUGCUCAGAUUGCAUCUGGCAUGGCCUACGUGGAGAGGAUGAACUACGUGCACCGAGACCUGCGGGCGGCCAACAUCCUGGUGGGGGAGAACCUGGUGUGCAAGGUGGCUGACUUCGGGCUGGCACGCCUCAUCGAGGACAACGAGUACACGGCACGGCAGGGUGCCAAGUUCCCCAUCAAGUGGACGGCCCCUGAGGCGGCCCUGUACGGCCGGUUCACCAUCAAGUCGGACGUGUGGUCCUUCGGCAUCCUGCUGACUGAGCUGACCACCAAGGGCCGGGUGCCAUACCCAGGGAUGGUCAACAGGGAGGUGCUGGACCAGGUGGAGCGGGGUUACCGCAUGCCCUGCCCGCCCGAGUGCCCUGAAUCACUGCAUGACCUCAUGUGCCAGUGCUGGCGGAAGGACCCUGAGGAGCGGCCCACCUUUGAGUACCUGCAGGCCUUCCUGGAGGACUACUUCACCUCAACAGAGCCCCAGUACCAGCCUGGAGAGAACCUAUAGGCCUGGAGCUCCUCCUGGCACCAGAGGCCUUGCUGUGGGGCACAGAGGGCUGGCUCCAUGUGGAGGGGCCACGUUCUGGGGAGCAGCUCCAGAGCAGGAUGCGACAUGGGGAGGUGCCAGGUGCCCCGUUGCUCAUUAAAACUGCUGGGCCACGCUUGAUGAGGUGGUGAGAGGAGCCCUGGGCACUGCCACCAGCAGGGCUGGGGCUCAGGAGUGUGAACGGGGCAGUGGGGCAGCUCCUGGCACAACCACAGCCUUCGGGACCUUCUUCCCACAGCAGCCAGAGAAAUUGUGGGACAGCCCCUCCCUCCUCAGAUACACUGCCCCACACCUCCUGCACCCCUUUUUUUAAAUCAGCACAAAUUUCUUCACCCAUUCACCCACCCACUUCUCUCCAGUCUGCCCGAGGCUGUUUGCAGAGACAUUUGGCAGUGGGAAGGCACUGCUUUGGAUCGGAUGCAGCUGGAGAGCAGACGCUGGGAUGCCCCAUAGAGGCUGGCAGUCUCCCUUCCUCUAGCACCCACCCAUCCUCAGGCGCAGGGCUCAGUGUUUUGGGGAAUUACGUCUUUCAGCACUGCUUUUGUCCACUGGUGUGUUUCUAGCCACGUUCCCCCCUGCUGCUGCCAUCCUCGUAUCAGGGAGCACGGAGCCACCGGGAGCCAGUUGUCAGACCCAGCUGCUCCCUGCUUGCUCCCAGCAUCGUGUGUCGGAGGUCGGAGUGAUCCAUGCACAGCUUGGUGCUCCCAUUGAGCACCCGCCCUGUACAUAGCCUUCCAGCAGCUCCCACUACCUGACCAAGCUGCAUGUGCUGUCGUGUUCCUCCUGCCUACAUCUGUCCUCGUCUGUCCCCAGCUGGAGCCCCUCGUCACACCGUAACCACCCGUGUCCUGGACCUCUCAUCCAUCACUCACACCUGGUGCCAAAAACGCCUCCGGAACCGAGCUGAGCCACUGCUGCCUCCCGCUCACUCCCUGGCGUCUUAUUUAUUACCCGAGUUCUCUGUCGGUGGCUCCGUUUUAAUAGUGAACUCAGUACGAAGGGGCUCAUAGCGGUUCGGAGGGAUCCCACCUUUGGCUUGGAGGACUGUUCCCAUGGAUUUCCGUAUUCACGCUGGGACUCGGAGCCCGUCGUCCCCCGGCACGUUUCCUGUGCCCACCUUGGUGCAGGGCCCUCCGCACCCCGAGGGUCGCAGCCUUUUAACCUCCGCAUCCUGUGACAUUUGUGUGCCAUCACCGUACAGCGUCUGCAUCGCCAGGAGAAAGCUCCGAGAGUGGCAGGUGGGGACGGGCAGAAGCCAGGCGUGAGCCAAGAGCUGGGGAGAGAGAAGGCAAACGCAUGCGGGGACGCACGACCUGUGGUUUCCCUGAGCACAGAGCGGGGCUGGGGGCCGCUGGCACUCCCACGCUCCACAGAGCCCCUGAGCCAUCCCCUCCACUGCCAAUCUGUUGCUGAACUGCAGGGGUUCCUCCCCCCCAGUGAUGCUUUUUGGCACAAAGUGGCCCCGUGUGAGAUGUUCUCUUCCGCUGGUGCCAUUUUUUAAAGCGUUUUGUAACAUCUCCCACCGACUAUGCAGAGGACACAUGGAUCUGUUUCUCUCCCCCCAGCUCACCACCCCACCCCCGACUCUUUCAGUGUCAAAGUAAGAAAUAUUUAGCUUUUUUUUUCCUUUUUUUUUUUUUUUUUGUGAUAAUAAUAAAACUUUGGAAAAACCUGACCAUGUCCGGCUUGGUGGGUGGUGGGGGGUGGAGACGCUUUGAAAUUCUGAUGAUGAUGUUGUAAAUACUUUGCAAUUUGAUAAUUAAAGACAAACAGACCUCACCAAA